Messenger RNA from Coniophora puteana RWD-64-598 SS2, 714 nucleotides. RefSeq lists its product as uncharacterized. Bases 1 to 714 code for a protein of 237 amino acids. The record is from RefSeq and is a predicted model, not a curated record. The transcript has a single exon. NCBI's taxonomy places the organism in Eukaryota, Fungi, Basidiomycota, Agaricomycetes, Boletales, Coniophoraceae.
AUGCUUGGCAUAGUUAUAGAGGACCCAUUCCUCUUCACUCUUGUGACCAUCAUCUUCUCAGUCACAUUCGUUGCCACCCUCUACUGUGUCCUCCUUGCGUGGCUCAUCAGCGACAGUAUCUUCCACUCCUUCGACAUUCUUCGCCAAUUCUUGGAGCCUCACAUGUAUCCUGACACUACCUUCAUUCGCUGCAUCACCAAUCAGUACUUCUUUGUGGCAGACCCUCGCACGUGCUUCAAUGACCAUCUCAAAGUCAGCCUUGGGUCGAACGUGACCAUCCUCCUUGCUUCAGGCGAAGGGCAAUCUAAGGCCACUAGUGGGCCUGUCCACUCCAUUUGCUACUAUGAACAAGACUACAUCGUCUUCAAUGUCUACACCACAGAGCACCGCCCUCUCUACUGCAUCGCUCGUCUAGCUGUACCUUAUCACCUCUGCGACCUUCCUUUCGUGCAGUGCAGCAUCUAUCAUGCCCUCCACCCCAUCAGCUCGCAGACCAGCAAAGACUUUGUAGCAGCAUUCAUGGAGGUUACAUCAUCCAGAACGUCCAGGAUGUCCGUCGACUCAACAGCCAUUGACCAUGAGCACUCCUUCAUCAAGCCACCCAUGUUCCAGCAUAGGCCCCUGCAGCAGUUCUCUCCCCACUACUCUACUCAGCGCUUGGUCAGCACCUCAGGGGGAGUGCAGCCUCCAGAUCACUGGCUUGGUCAUCAAUGA